Molecule: messenger RNA, 1146 nt
Organism: Penicillium nucicola
Lineage: Eukaryota; Fungi; Ascomycota; Eurotiomycetes; Eurotiales; Aspergillaceae
Exons: 5
Coding region: 1-1146 (381 amino acids)
Molecular function (GO): O-methyltransferase activity
Source: RefSeq, a predicted model, not a curated record
AUGGAGGAAAUUAUCAGCCAAAUUACAUCCUUCGCUGACACUGUCAAGGGCAGCGAGCGAAAGGCUUUUAUCACCGCCUUACGCACUACUUCAAUUUCAUUGGAAACUCCUGAUGAAACAUUGGAAAGGGUUGCGGUUGCACCACUCGAGCUAUGCGGAGCAAAAAUGGGUUUGGACUUGAAGGUCUUCAAGUUCCUUUCAUCGAAAGAUUCACCGCAGACCUUGGACAGUCUCACCGAAACUACAGGAGCAGAUCGCCGUUUGCUAGCACGUGUGCUGCGCUACCUGGCAAGCAUGAAGAUGAUUGAUCAGCCCGAAGCUGAAGUGUUCACUGCUAACAAUGUUACUCGCGCGUUGGACUCCCCAAAAGGCGAGAACUUUGUGGAGGCAUACUACCAAGUGCUCACUCCAAUCUUUUAUGAGUUGCCCAAGUACCUCGCUAAAUCCUCAUACGCGGAUCCAGCGGGCUGUGCUAAACUCCCCUUUCACGAGGUAACUAACUGGCAAGGUGAUCCGUUUGCCUACAGCGAUGCCUUCCCAGAAAAGGGUGAACUCUUCGACAAGCAUAUGGCAUUUUGCGGAAACAACCUGACCAACUGGGCUAACCUGUACGCUCUGAUGGACAAGCAAGUCGCCCCAGAUGAUGUCCUGUUCGUGGAUGUGGCAGGAGGACUUGGUCAUCAAGGUGCUCGACUUCGAGCUCAGUAUCCUGAUCUGCAAGGUCGGAUGAUAGUUCAAGACAGGCAGAGGGUCAUCGACGCUCCAACAACCGCUGAGGGGGUGGAAAGAAUGGUUCAUGACAUCUUUCAACCUCAGCCUGUUAAAGGCGCCAAGUUUUACUAUAUCCGAGGAGUUCUUCAUGAUUGGCCAGAUGCCAAGUGUCAAGAAAUAUUGCAGCAUAUCGUGGAUGCCAUGGAUUCCAAUUCUACUGUUGUAAUUGAUGAGUUUGUUCUGCCAGAAACAAACGCCCAACCGUACGCAACUAGCAUGGAUAUGCUUAUGUUAGCCUCUCUUGGUGCUGAGGAAAGGGCUGGGAGCCGCUGGGAGGAGUUAUUGAAAUCGACUGGUCUGAAGGUUGUGGACAUCAAACCCCACAGAGAUGGUGAAUAUGCAAGCCUCAUUGUAGCGGUAAAAGAGGCAUUAUAG